AUGGCGUGCCGCGAGCUGCGGGGCGGCCGCGACGUGCCCAGCCGCUGCCGCCGCUACCGCCUGGCCGAGCUGGCCAACUUCUCGGCGCGGGGGCUGCGGCCCGGCACCGACGUGGACCUGUCCCGCCUGCCGCAGGAGCGCUGCCUGGACGGCUGGGAGUACAGCCGGGACGUCUACCAGCGCACCAUCGUCACGCAGUGGAAUCUGGUGUGUGACGAUGACUGGAAAGCUCCUUUAACUACCUCCUUGUUUUUUGUGGGCGUGCUAAUCGGAUCUUUUGUAUCAGGACAGCUCUCAGACAAAUUUGGCAGGAAGAAUGUUCUGUUUGUGACCAUGGGGGUGCAAACUGGCUUCAGCUUUCUGCAAGUCUUCUCCAUCAACUGGGAGAUGUUUUCAGUGCUCUUUGUCCUCGUCGGCAUGGGACAGAUCUCUAACUAUGUGGCGGCUUUUGUGCUUGGCACGGAAAUUCUUGGCAAAUCAGUUCGCAUAAUAUACUGCACGUUAGGUGUUUGCAUAUUUUAUGCAUUUGGCUACAUGUUGCUGCCGCUGUUUGCUUACUUCAUCAGAGACUGGCGGACACUGCUUCUGGCUCUUACUUUACCUGGGCUGCUCUGCAUUCCUCUGUGGUGGGUCAUCCCAGAAUCCCCCCGGUGGCUAAUCUCCCAAGGAAGAUUUCAAGAGGCAGAAAUGAUCCUCCGUAAAGCUGCAAAACUUAAUCGGAUUACAGCUCCCGAUGUAAUAUUUGACCCUAUGGAGAUGCAAGACUUGGAUUCCCAGGUGCAGCAAACGUACAGCUUUUUGGACCUAUUGAGGACCCGAAAUAUCCGAUCUAUCACUAUUAUGUCAGUGAUUCUUUGGAUGAUAAUCUCUGUCGGCUAUUUUGGUCUCUCACUUGACACUCCUAACUUGCAUGGAGAUGCCUAUUUAAACUGUUUCCUUUCGGCGGUUACCGAAGUUCCAGCCUAUGUUAUUUCCUGGCUUCUUCUCCGAAAUCUUCCCCGACGGUAUUCAAUAUCAGCUGCGUUGUUCUUGGGAGGCUGUGUUCUUCUCUUCAUUCAGCUGGUGCCUGCAUCUCUUCAAAUCAUGUCCAUUAUCCUGGUCAUGUUUGGGAAAUUUGGAAUCACAUCUGCCUUUUCAAUGGUUUAUGUGUACACUGCUGAGCUGUACCCAACAGUUGUGAGAAAUAUGGGAGUUGGAGCAAGUUCCAUGGCCUCCAGGUUGGGCAGCAUCCUCUCGCCAUACUUUGUGUACCUUGGUGCUUAUGACAGAUUCCUGCCAUACAUCCUGAUGGGAAGCUUGACUGUGCUGACAGGAAUCCUUACUCUCUUCCUCCCAGAAAGUUAUGGUAUUCCUCUCCCAGACACGAUUGACCAGAUGCUGCAGGUUAAAGGAAUCAAAUACAGACAUUCAUCUAGUGGUCCAAGGGUUUCAAAGGAUGAAGAAGAAAGUCCCGUGAUUCUUAAAAGCACAGCUGUUUGAUGCAUCUACACUGCAUACUUCAUGAUGGACUGAAAAGUAGAGACUUUUCUUUAAUUUUUCUACCAGAAAGUGCUAGUGGCAACGUUUCAUUUCCUGUAAUUAUAAACUUAUUUAUUAAACACAGUUUUCAGUAGGUUCCAUUUUAUAUGAACACAAAUACUGGAGGUCCCUCCCUGAAAUCUCUGUCAGCACUUGUUUAAUAUGUCAGUUAUACUGAGCGCUAUGUGAUCAACAGAGUCAGAGUCUGCAUCUUCAAAUAACGAUGAAACUCUGUGUACAAAGGUGCUUGAAGAUGAGGUCUGGAGUGACUUCAGUCCUUAGGGAACCUUCACAAAACAUACUGCAUAUCAG
This is a messenger RNA of Gavialis gangeticus (Gharial), 1830 nucleotides long. Its product is annotated as solute carrier family 22 member 5-like. The transcript is spliced from 11 exons. NCBI's taxonomy places the organism in Eukaryota, Metazoa, Chordata, Crocodylia, Gavialidae. Gene Ontology annotation, biological process: carnitine transport; transmembrane transport. Gene Ontology annotation, molecular function: ATP binding; transmembrane transporter activity. The coding region runs from base 1 to 1479 and encodes 492 amino acids. Gene Ontology annotation, cellular component: membrane. The record is from RefSeq and is a predicted model, not a curated record.